Molecule: messenger RNA, 171 nt
Organism: Candidula unifasciata
Lineage: Eukaryota; Metazoa; Mollusca; Gastropoda; Stylommatophora; Geomitridae
Source: the annotation of a GenBank genome assembly
GCUCGUGAGAAGUUGACCAAAGAAAAUGCCCACCUACGAUCCCGACUGGAGUUGGCCAAUGACCAGAUUUCCAUGUUAAAGUCACACAUUGGGGUCAUCAGACAGAAUACAAUUGCUUUCAUUCUGGAGCAGAUGGACGCACUACACAUGCAGAGAGACACAGAAGUAUGA